ACGAGCAUGUGUCUGCACGUGAGCUACUCCUUUAAGAAGCCUUGGGCUGGUGGAAGAAGAGGGAUCCAGGGAAAAGGCAACCCCACAGCCAUAACAGAGGGCAGAGGUUAAAUCUGUUGGCAUUUUUAUCUCAAGUAUGGUCACUGCAUACCCUCUCCCUGAAGGCUUCACUGAACUAGAAGUGUUUGCCAUCGGCACUGCUCUACUGGUAGAAGCCCUGCUUGGUUUCUGUCUGAAUGGGUUGACAAUUAUUUCAUUCCGAAAAAUCAAAGAGCUCCGAACACCCAGCAAUCUGCUGGUUCUCAGCAUUGCACUGGCUGACUGCGGGAUCUGCAUCAAUGCAUUCAUCGCUGCCUUUUCCAGUUUCCUAAGGUACUGGCCCUACGGCUCUGACGGCUGUCAAAUUCAUGGAUUCCAGGGCUUCUUGACAGCAUUAGCCAGUAUUAGCUCCAGUGCUGCAGUUGCCUGGGACCGGUAUCAUCACUACUGUACAAGAAGCAAGCUGCAGUGGAGCACAGCCAUCUCCAUGAUGGUGUUCGCCUGGCUCUUUGCUGCCUUCUGGUCCAUCAUGCCCUUGCUGGGGUGGGGGGAGUAUGACUACGAGCCCCUCCGGACCUGCUGCACCCUGGACUACAGCAAAGGGGACAGAAACUAUAUCACAUUCCUUUUUGCUCUGUCCAUUUUCAAUUUCAUAAUCCCGGGCUUCAUCAUGCUGACAGCCUAUCAGUCCAUUCACCAGAAGUUCAAGAAAACUGGUCACCAUAAGUUUAACACCGGUUUACCAUUGAAGACGCUGGUCAUUUGCUGGGGUCCCUAUUGCCUUUUAUGCUUCUAUGCAGCAGUUGAAAAUGUGAUGUUCAUUUCACCAAAAUACCGAAUGAUCCCUGCCGUUAUUGCCAAGACGGUGCCAAUGGUGGACGCCUUUGUAUAUGCCCUGGGCAAUGAGAACUACAGAGGAGGAAUAUGGCAAUUCCUCACAGGACAGAAGAUUGAGAAAGCAGAGGUUGAUAACAAAGCUAAAUAACCCAUUAUGGCAUUAAGCCAAAUUAACGCAGGUACAUCGCUGAAAGCAAAAUGGUAGAAGAAACCGUGUGCAUUCUGAUAUGUACAUGCCAAGGUGGUUCCACAUUGGAAAUGCCAUGCAUUGGCUACAGCAAUGAAAGAAAGCCCCAUGGAUAACUGCCGAAGCCACCACAAGCUGCUUGUCAAACAAGUUGCUUUAAGCCUGUGUUGGUUGUCAUCGGUCUCAUUUUGUAUGUCACUGCUAAUAAACUGUAUGCUGGAAAGCACUUUUUUUUCCCCCCUGAUUGAACAGCAUAAGAGCUCAGCAAAUUAACUGAAGUAGGGUAUUCAUUUAUCCAGUGAGGCCUCCCCGAAUCAGUCUGUGCAGUUUGUCCAUAUGGUAAUGUCUGGAUUACUAAAAGAUUAAAGGAGUAUCCAGAAUUACACUACAUCUGUUUAAAUAGCUCAUCCAUGUGAACAAUGCAUUUUCAAUGUACCCAAAAUGGGAGUUCCCAAAUUUCCACAAUGAAUCUGCCAUCCUAAUUCCACCAAAACACUUCAGUGGGUAUUUUACCCCAAUAAGGAAUAUUAGCUUGGCUCCCAUUCAGGUGAAUUAGUGUGUGACAUUCAGUGUAGUCACACACUAAACUGCAUCAUAUUUUGCAGCUGCUGCUUACCAGGACAAUCAACAAGCUCACAGUCCAUUAUUGAAGCAUUCAUAUUUUUAUCAGACACUGAACAAAAACUAAAGGGAGGUCUGGUCUUAGAUUCUCUUCUAAAAAUGUCCUAGGAAUAAAAAUUAACUUCACAUCUGCUAUUAAAUUCCCCUGGGCUCUAUAUGAGUGAGAGCAAUCAUUGAGUCAGUUGUGACUAUAGAGUCUGAACAAUUAAAAAGCCAUUUAUUUUACAAUGAUUGGAAUUAAUAUAUAUUUAAACUAUCAAAAGUGUCCAUUUUAAAUGUUUGUAUUUGCUCAUGUUGCUCACAUUGCAUACAGGAAUGAAAGCUGUCAGUUGGCAUUGCCUGUUACUGCAAGACUUGUCUUAGAACAACCCAUUUGCAAAAAAUAUGUGCAUGACAGAGUGAGAGAUUGUGUAUAAAAAAGCCACACCUAAUCAAUUCUUACAUGGAUGAUAUGGUUCAUUUCUGAAUACCAACACUGUAAGAGCUUUUGAAGCUAGUCAAAGAAAAAGCUGAUCUGUCCCUGUCAUGCUUUCCAACAUACUAGAUGGAAAAACAGUUGUGUAUGGGUUACAGAAGAGAAGGUGGUGCAAUCCCAGAAGCUAAAAAAUAAAAAUCAAUGGAUAGAAGGCACAUCUCCCUCUUAGCUAAAGAUAGGAAGUAAAUGUCAUUUUGUUGCAAGUUACUAGCAGGAUCCCAUUCAGAGAUGUAUUAUGGGACUUCUGAGGUUCAAUCUUGCCACAAACUACCUGACAGAGCAGAGAAUAUUGUUGUGACAAAAUUAUUCAGAAUAGUCACAUCUUAAGAUGCAAGUCUUAGCUGACAGCUUAAGUACACAUAAUAUUAGGCAGAUGACAAUAU
This is a messenger RNA of Oxyura jamaicensis (ruddy duck), 2542 nucleotides long. RefSeq names its product retinal G protein coupled receptor (gene RGR). The record is from RefSeq and is a predicted model, not a curated record. Gene Ontology annotation, cellular component: membrane. Bases 137 to 1024 code for a protein of 295 amino acids. Lineage: Eukaryota; Metazoa; Chordata; Aves; Anseriformes; Anatidae. Gene Ontology annotation, biological process: phototransduction; visual perception; G protein-coupled receptor signaling pathway. Gene Ontology annotation, molecular function: G protein-coupled receptor activity. The transcript has 7 exons.